This is a messenger RNA of Antechinus flavipes (yellow-footed antechinus), 1708 nucleotides long. RefSeq names its product forkhead box A3 (gene FOXA3). The coding region runs from base 305 to 1309 and encodes 334 amino acids. Gene Ontology annotation, molecular function: DNA-binding transcription factor activity, RNA polymerase II-specific; RNA polymerase II cis-regulatory region sequence-specific DNA binding. Gene Ontology annotation, biological process: cell differentiation; regulation of transcription by RNA polymerase II; anatomical structure morphogenesis. NCBI's taxonomy places the organism in Eukaryota, Metazoa, Chordata, Mammalia, Dasyuromorphia, Dasyuridae. The transcript is spliced from 2 exons. The record is from RefSeq and is a predicted model, not a curated record.
GUGGCUCGGAGGGGGUGGGGAGCGGGUCGCUUAUCUGGCCCCUUAUCGACCCAGGGACCCGCCCGAGCUGGACAAACACCCCUCCACCCCCACUGCCUGCCCGGCACCUGGGCCUCCCAUUCUUAGAACAGAGCAGAUCAGAGCUGGGAGGUACCUCUGAACAGAAAACAGAAUGUCACACCAGGGACGGAGCCUAGAACAUGGAAUGGCGGAUCUGAACGGGACUCUGGAACUGAGAAUGGGAAGGCCCCUCUAGAAUCAUAGGAUCACGGAUUUUAAAGCUGUCUACCCACCGGUGACCCCGAUGAGCACGAUGACCCCACUCAACUCCUACAUGACCCUGAGCCCCCUGAGCCCCCCCUACCCCCCUCCCGGCCUCCCCGCCUCUCCCCUCCCCGCCGGCCCCCUGGCCCCCGCAGCCCCCCCGGCGCCUCUGGGACCUCCGUUCCCGGGUCUGGGACCCAGCGGGGGCAGCGGGGGGGCCCCGGGGUACGCCGGCCCGGGACCCGUGUUGGGUCGGCCGAAGGAGGCCCCGAAGGGCAGCUACCGCCGUCCUCUGGCCCACGCCAAGCCCCCCUACUCCUACAUCUCCCUCAUCACCAUGGCCAUCCAGCAGGCCCCCGGCAAGAUGCUGACCCUGAAUGAGAUUUACCAGUGGAUCAUGGACUUGUUCCCGUACUACCGCGAGAACCAGCAGCGAUGGCAGAACUCCAUCCGCCACUCGCUCUCCUUCAACGAUUGCUUCGUCAAGGUGGCCCGGUCCCCGGACAAGCCGGGCAAAGGCUCCUACUGGGCCCUGCACCCGGGCUCCGGCAACAUGUUCGAGAACGGCUGCUACCUCCGGCGGCAGAAACGCUUCAAGCUGGAGGAGAAGGUCAAGAAAGCGGACGGCGGGGCCGGGGGGGCCGGGGGCCGGGGAGCCGCCCCCGCCGGGGCCGCCCCGGCCGCCUUGUCCUCCUCCCCGCCGCCCCCCGCCGGGCCCCCUCCUCUGGAGGCAGAGGCUCCGGGCGGGGGGGAGGGGGCGGCAGGGACCCUGAACUGCAGCUCGCCCCCGCCCUCCGGGGGGCCCUACUUCCCCGGCCUGGAGCUCCCCGGGGAGCUGAAGCUGGACGUCCCCUAUAACUUCAACCACCCCUUCUCUAUCAGCAACCUGAUGUCGGAGCAGGCGGCGCCGACCCCACUGCCACAGGCGGCUCCCAAGCUGGACGUGGGCUUCCCCGGCUACGGGGCCGAGAGUGGGGGGGGGCUGGGGGAGGCCGGGGUCUACUACCAGGGCCUGUACACCCGCUCUCUGCUCAACGCGUCCUAGCCGGAGGGGAGCAGAGACGGGCGGGCCGGGACGCCUUCUGGCGGCUCUGAGGGGACGGGCUCGGCCCGUCUGCGGGUCUCGCUGCCCGCGGCCCGCGCCCUCUGGGGGGCAUCCCGGGGGUCGGCGCGGUGGCCUUCGGCCUCCGUCCUUUCUGCCGCCAUCUUAGCUGGGGUCUCGGUCCCCACCGGUCAUCACAUUGGCUGCCAUUUUCCUUGUUACAAUAGUCGAAGUCGGGAUUGGCUGGAGGGUCAGUGGAGAUUGAGGGGAGGGUCGGUUGCAGCUGCUCCCAUUGAACCCUUGGGUGGGGGGGAGCGCAGUGAGGGGCCCGCGGCCAGGAAGGGGACGCCCCUCUUCAGUGGCUUCUGGACUUGGACAUUAAAGCUUUUCUCUCCCCUCUCA